GAUCGUUCUCGCGCAUGCGCGUAAGAGUUGACAGUGCCAUGUUGAUCUUGUGAACUCAGAUCAUCUUCUAUUAGGACUAUUCUGCUUUACCUAUAACCUUUUGAGACGUUCAUCAUCAAUCUGGGUUAAGGAAAAUCAGGAAACCAUGGCAAGCUUCUCUUACAUCAUCUCCAAUCUCUUGGAGAAGAUGACGUCCAGUGAUAAGGAUUUUCGGUUUAUGGCAACUAAUGAUCUGAUGACUGAGCUUCAGAAAGACUCCAUCAAGCUUGAUGAUGACAGUGAGAAAAAGGUGGUGAGGAUGCUCUUGAAGUUGUUGGAAGAUAAGAAUGGAGAAGUCCAGAACUUGGCCGUCAAAUGCUUGGGUCCAUUAGUGUCAAAGGUCAAGGAGUACCAAGUGGAGACGAUUGUGGAUACACUGUGUAACAAUAUGCUCUCAGAUAAAGAACAACUGAGAGAUAUCUCCAGCAUUGGUCUGAAGACAGUCAUCAAUGAACUGCCACCUGCUUCCAGCCCUUUGGCAGCUAACAUAUGUAAGAGCAUCACUGGCAGGCUAACCAAUGCCAUUGCCAUGCAAGAGGAUGUGUCAGUCAAAUUGGAAGCCCUAGACAUCUUGGGUGAUCUUCUCAGCAGAUUUGGAGGUCUGUUAGUGAGUUUCCAUCCAUCAAUCCAAUCCUCCCUUCUUCCUCAGCUUGCUAGUCCAAGGAUGGCUGUCAGAAAACGAACUAUCAUUGCUAUUGGUCACCUGGUCAUGAGUAGCAGUGUCAAACUUUUCUCUGAUUUGAUGGACUACCUGCUCAGUGAACUGAGUGCUAACAAGAGCUCUUCUACUACAAGGACAUAUGUACAGUGCAUCGGAGCAAUCAGCCGUCAAGCUGGUCAUCGUGUUGGGGAACAUUUGGAGAGGAUCAUUCCCCUGAUCGUCAAGUUUUGCAAGGUUGAUGAGGAUGAUGAACUCAGAGAAUAUUGUAUCCAGGCUUUUGAAUCUUUUGUUAGACGGUGUCCCAAAGAAGUGUCAUCUCAUGUUUCAACUAUUGUAGACCUUUGUCUCCAGUACAUCUGUUAUGAUCCAAACUACAAUUAUGAAGACGAUGAUGAGGAGGAAGAUGCUAUGGAUACUGAAGGAGAAGAAGAUGGUGAGAGUGAUGAUGAGUACAGUGAUGAUGAUGACAUGAGCUGGAAAGUAAGGAGGGCAUCGGCGAAGUGUUUGGAUGCUGUGAUUGGAUCUAGACACGAGAUGUUGACAGAGUUCUACAGCACAGUGUCACCUGCACUUGUCGCAAGAUUCAAAGAGCGUGAGGAGAAUGUGAAGGCUGAUAUCUUCCAUGCAUACAUCACCCUGCUUCGUCAAACUAAACCAAUCAACACAGGCUGUUUUGAUCCUGAUGCUAUGGAGGAAGAAGAAGGACCGAUAGCCAUCUUGAGACUACAGGUGCCUAACAUAGUGAAAGCCCUUUACAAACAGAUGAAGGAAAAGAGUAUCAAGACAAGACAAGGCUGCCUCAAUCUCUUGACAGAGCUCAUCAACGUCUCGCCUGGCGCCCUCACAGCUCAUAUCCCAUCACUUGUACCAGGGAUUGAGUUCUCUCUUGUUGAUAAGAACAGUAGUUCCAACAUGAAGAUUGAUGCCUUGGCUUUCCUCAACUGUCUUCUGCUCAACCACAGUCCAGAAGCUUUCCAUGAUCACAUAUCUCUCAUCGUUCCACCUGUGGUCGCAGCAGCUGGUGAUCCGUUCUAUAAAAUCACAUCAGAGGCUCUCAUGGUUACUCAGACUCUAGUGAAGGUCAUUAGACCACUAGAGAAAGACAAUGGUUUCGAUUUCACUCCGUUUGUGCUUGACCUGUACGGUUGCACACUGACUCGUCUCAAGGCAGCAGACAUUGACCAAGAGGUCAAGGAAAGGGCAAUCUCAUGCAUGGGGCAGAUCAUCUGUAAUCUUGGUGACCAUCUGAAGUCUGAGCUGUCAACUUGCUUGCCGAUAUUCUUAGAUCGUCUGCGGAAUGAGAUUACCAGGUUGACCACAGUCAAAGCGCUUACUCUUAUAGCUAGCUCACCCCUCGAAGUUGAUCUUUCUCCCAUAUUGGGUCAAGGUGUUCCUAUCUUGGCAUCCUUCCUGCGAAAAAAUCACAGAGCUCUCAAAUUGGCAACCCUCUCGUCUCUCAACAUACUCAUCAGAAAUUAUGGUCCCUCUCUGACCAGUACAAUGAUGGAUGGCAUCAUGACAGAGCUCCCUCCACUCAUCAAUGAGAGUGACCUUCACAUCUCACAGUUGACCCUUAACCUCUUGACCUCUCUAUGUGAGAUCCACCCGUCUAGUAUGUCAAAGAUCUAUGAUCACAUCCUCGUUGAGAUUCUUGUUCUGGUCAGAUCUCCGCUUCUUCAAGGUGGUGCCCUGAAUGCCAUGUUAGAUUUCUUCAAGGCUCUAGUCUUGACCAAGACCGCUAAGAUGGGAUUCCAAGAUCUCCUAGGACUACUGACUGCUCCUGUCUACAGCCCCACGGAGGCUACUCAACCAUCUAGCACACCCUACGCUGUUCACAAACAGGCUUUCCAUUCAAUUGCAAAGUGUGUUGCCGUUUUAACGAUUUCCUGUGCAAACCAAGGAUCAGCUGUUGUUGUUCAGUUUGUAAAUGAUAUAAAGAAUUCUGAAUCAACGGAUUCUAUCAGAUUGUUUGCUUUACUGGCCCUUGGAGAGAUUGGAAAACAUGUAGAUUUGAGUGGUCAGGCUGAGCUUCAGAAGGUCAUUGUAGAAUCUUUCUCAUCGCCUUGUGAAGAGGUCAAAUCGGCUGCUUCUUAUGCCCUUGGUAAUGUUAGUGUAGGCAACCUUCCCAAGUACCUUCCAUUUGUUCUACACGAAAUAGAGACGCAGCAGAAAAGACAGUACCUCCUACUACACUCUCUUAAAGAGAUCAUCUCAUGUCAAAGUAGUUCACAGGCUGGUGUUGAUGGUCUGAAACCAUUUGUUGAAACAAUCUGGUCAAUGUUAUUCCAUCAUUGUGAAUGCCCGGAGGAAGGAACAAGAAAUGUAGUUUCAGAGUGUUUGGGAAAGCUUACCCUCAUAAAUCCUGAGCAGCUGCUACCAAUGUUAAAGAAAAAUUUGAAGUCUGAUUCUGCCUACACAAGGAAUACGGUAAUCACAGCGGUCAAGUUCACAAUCUCAGAUCAGCCUCAAGCCAUAGACCCGUUGCUGAAGGCAUGCAUUGCAGAGUUCUUACAGACCAUGCAGGAUCCCGAUCUUAACGUGAGGCGGGUAUCUCUGGUUACCUUCAAUUCAGCAGCACACAACAAACCAACCCUUAUCAGAGAUCUACUAGAAACAAUCCUACCACAUCUCUACAAUGAAACAAAAGUCAAGAAAGAGCUGAUCCGAGAGGUAGAGAUGGGUCCCUUCAAACACACGGUAGAUGACGGCUUAGAUACGAGAAAGGCUGCAUUUGAAUGUAUGUAUACAUUACUAGAAUCAUGUCUGGACAGACUGGAUAUCUUUGAGUUUCUUAAUCACUUAGAAGAUGGGCUCAAGGAUCACUAUGAUGUCAAGAUGUUGACGUACUUGAUGCUGGUCAGAUUGUCAACGCUCAGCCCACAUGCAAUCUUACAGAGGCUAGACAGACUAAUCGAACCACUGAGAACGACAUGUACCACCAAGGUUAAAGCUAACUCUGUCAAGCAGGAGUUUGAGAAACAAGAUGAGUUGAAACGAUCAGCCAUGAGGGUUGUAGCUGCUUUACAGGCUGUUCCAGAUAGUGACAAGAACAUGCUUCUGACCGAGUUCCUGAUGCAGAUCCGCUCCAGUCCUGAGAUGGCUACCAUGUUUGACAGCAUCCAGAAAGACUCAACUCUCAGUAGCAGUGAUUCACUCAUGGAUACCAGUUAGAUGUCAUUUAUAUUUCACUUCUAUCAAUUUGUAGAAUCUAUUGAUCCAGGAUUUCUUAUUCAAAGAAAUGAAGAUACUCCACUUUAUUGUUUGCCUUAAAUCAUUUUGGAUACCACGCAUGGGUGUUAUUUUUAUUAUUAUUUCAUCGGCUGGACAUUACUAGAAACUGCUAUCCUAUUCAAUGUUGUGAGCAGCCUCUUUUUGCUAUUUUUCAUAUGUCACCAUCCUUGAGACUUCAUUGUUAAAAAACCUCACACAAAAACUACACAAUAAAGCCUAGUGCUACACAUUUUUAUUAUAAGGAUAUAUGAUAUUCUUGAUAAUUAAAAAAGGAAUUAUAUGCACUAGCAUUUUCUGUAGUGGUACAUUAGAGUCCACAAAUCAAAUAGAAUUAAUUUCAUUUGAUUUUAGAAAACUAGGUCAGACUUGUGUUCUCAAAUUUAUCUAGAGAUAUGUAUGAUUUUGACUGAUGAGUCUUAAUUUGAAUGCAAACUGAUAGAAGACUUCAUGUUUCAUGGGAAAAAUGAUAUAUUUUCUAUUUUAUUGUGAGUUAUUUGUUUCUUGUUUGUAUUCUUAUAAUUCUUUUUUUUCCCCCCGCUUGACCUCAUUCUUCUCUGAAUCAUGCAACCACUUUUACUAGACAUGUAAGGUUAAGAAUCUCUCCAUGUUUUCUGUAUUCUGGUAAUCUGGGCCCUGUCUUACAAAGAGUUGCGAUUGAUCUGAUCAACCUCAACUAUGGAAAGCCAGCAAAGUCAACAUAUAAAAUGCAUGUUUUGUUCAAAAAGUUUUCUACAUAUGAAUGUAUAUCCAUUAAUUCCUUGAUUUCUUGACAAUUUGGUGUGUUCUCCUUUGUUUACAAGGGACAAUUUGCAAAUUACCUGUAGAAAAAAUUAUGACACUGAUGGAUUUCCAUAGAGUUACAAUUGAUUGGAUCAAUCGUAACUCUUUGUAAGACGGGGCCCUGGAAUUAUCCCUGAAUAAUAUUUAUUUUUCCAGUUUGUUACACAACACUCACAUCUUCUGAAUAUAUUUCUGUAUGAUAAUAGGGAGGAAAGUUUGAGUGUAGGACCCACACCUUUGGUAACCCCAGUUAGACACUUUUGAAGGAUGCACGCAUCAUGGUAUUAUGGUGUUUAUACAAUUCCUAAAACACAAAGAUUAAAAUUCAUGCAUCAUGUGUCGGUGCUGACAGCUUUCAUGAAAUGGUCUGUAGAAGAUAGAAAUGACAAUUAAAAUGGCUAGAAACAAAGCAUUAUUAUUAUUUUUUUUUUUUGGGGGGGGGGUAAGUCAUGCUUGGACUUGUUUCUUUGUGCUUGUUGAUCAGCUGCUAUGUGUUAUAGACACACUAUUUCAAUCUUAUGUUGUAUAAAUGUUCAACCUGUUGGCAACUGGCUGGUUAUACUAGAAGAAUACAACAAUUUCCACAGUCCACGUACGUGCAGACUCUGUCUCUGUGUCGUUAUAAGCUACUUAAAAUCCAUCCAUUUGAUUGGUUGAGAGCAACUAUGUCAGUAGAAAUCACAGGCAAAGAUGAUUCAUGCAACAUGCUCCCCAAACUCUUUGAUUUUGAUGUCAUUAUAUUGACUUUUCUUGCAGCCAGCUAGGCCCUGUAACAUAACAUCAAUGUUUGUGAGUGAUUAUAACUCUUUGUACUAGGUAUACCAUAGAUUUACAGUUUCACUGAAUAAGUACGAUUGAUCUUAACUCUUAUGUUACAGGGUUCAUUUAUAUCUUUACAUUAUAUGUAUGAUUGGUUCAUACCAAUGUAUAUGCUUUAUUUGUCUUUGGUUUUUGUUUUUGUUAUGAACAUGCCUUCUUGCGUGUACAUGUGGAAAGGAAUCAUGUACCGUACUUUAUUGUGUAUUGUUUUUAUAUGUAGUGUGAUAACUUCAAGUAUUGUAAAUGUACAUUGGUAUUUAAAGCAAAAAUUGGUAUCGUAUCCGUGUGUUAAGAAACACAUGGGGAAAGGAAAAAAUGUCAGAUUUUCACCAUUCAUAUUUCAUUGGUGAAGUAGUCCUUGAUGAAUGUAUCCUUUUCAGUAGUUGUGUGGGGGGGGGGGGUUAAGAUAAAAAGGAUGUAUGCACUAGCCCUUUAUAAAUCUAUAUGCUUUCAAGGGUUGAGCAUUGGUGGACAGUAACUGUUUGUCAUUAUAAGGCAUUUUGGUUUUGAAAGGCUGGCCAAUCGUUAAGUAAGCUUUCUAAGUGUCCAAUCAGUUUGUAGAGAGUGAUGUACAGUAUUGAAUCGAUACAUGGGAAAGAAGUAUUUGUUUAAAAAAAAUUGACACUGAAUGUUGAUAUCUUUGAUAAGGAAUUUCUGCAUGCACAUACUUGGAGCAAAAUUUAUAUUAUUAAGGAUUUAUGCAUAUUAUGUUGCUUAUCGUGUAUUUUUAGAGUUUUGAUACAGAACAGCAUAUCUCCCUGCAAAGCUUGCAAUGAUUUGCAAUAUAGGGAGAUCGUGAGAGUAAUUGCAGAAAAAUGCAAGACCCAAAUAUUUCUUUAAGUGUUCAUCCUUGAAAAUGAAAUAAAUAUGACAUUAAGCCAUGUUCUUUCUGCAGUAUAAGUAAUCAUCAUUUCUGAAAGCUGGAAAGUUUGAUGGCCUUAUAUUUGUUGGUCCCCCCAGUAGCCCCUUGUAUAGGAAAUCAUGUCUUGGCUUCUGCCAAUUUGAGAUGUUUAAAAAUGAAUAGCCUUCUUAACAUUGCAUGUGGCAUGUAAUGAUUGCUGUUCUCUUUGUAAAAGCUUGUAAUAUAGUUAAAAGGACUGGUGGGAAUAAGCUUUGGAGCAACUAUUUUUAAAUUUGGUUUGUUUUCCAUCAUUAUUUAGGAUUGGUGAAUUAUAUUCUUUAAUGAACCACUCUGAAUAUACUGGAUAUUAAUAAAGAAGGAAAUCUAUAUCGAAAUCAAAAUUUCUUAGUAGAGCAACCUCCCUCCCCUUUUUAACGUGGAAAUUUUAUUAGCUGAAACUACAGUAGACUGCUUACAUGUAAGUUUAGCUCUCUAUAAGUCGAAUAGAGGCCCAGUUCUAAGCAUUUUUGUCUCGCCUGCAUAGCACAGGGAGGCUAUAGGCGCCGCUUUUCUUAUGGCGGCAGCGGCGUCAACUUUGAAAUCUUAUCUGAAGGUUAAGUUUUUGAAAUGUCAUCAUCUCUUAGAAAGUAUAUGGACCUAGUCCAUUAAACUUGGACAUAAGGGUAAUCAAGUAUUACUGAACAUCAUGCCUGACUUUCAGGUCACAUGACCAAGGUCAUUAAGGGUCAAUGAACAUGUUUGGGGAAUCAACAUCAAAAUCUUAACCUAAGGUUAAGUUUUUGAAAUGUCAUAACUUUGAAAGUAUAUGGACCUAGUUCAUGAAACUUGGACACAAGGUUAAUCGAUGACACAACAUUUGCUCUGGCUUUGAUAUCUCAGAAGGCAUAUGGUAAGAGUUAGGAUUGUAGUUGAGUUUUUAUCUCAGAAUAAUGUAAAGACAAGGAUUAGGGUUUAUUAAGUUUCAGAGGUUAGGUUUUAUGUUUGGCUUAACAUACAGAUUUUCCAUCGGAGCAAUUGUCAAUUAAUCAAGUAUUACUGAACAUACUGUGCGAAUUUCAGGUCACAUAGCCAAGGUCAAAGGUCAUUUAAGGUUAAUGAACUUUGGCCAUGCUGGGGGUAUUUGUUGAAUUACCAUAAUAACUUUGAAAGUUGAUGGAUCUAGUUCAUAAAAACUUAGACAUAAGAGGAAUCAAGUACAUGUAUCACUGAACAUCCUGUGUAAUUUUCCGUUUACAUGACCAAUGUCAAAGAUCAUUUUAGGUCAAUGAACUUGGGGGUAAUUGUUGAAUUGCCAUCAUAACUUUGAAAGUUUAUGGAUAUAGUUUAUGAAAUGUGGAAAUGGGGGUAAUCAAUUAUCACUGACAAGUCUUGGGUCACAUGAUCAACUUCAAAUGUCAUUUAGGGUCAAUGAACGUAGUGUGAUAUUACAUGUUUUUUGUGAAUAAUUAUUUUUAUAGUAGUUUUCAAAGUCGGCACUACUGCUACAUUGAAUCACAUAAUUCAGGCGAGAGUGCCAGAUACACUCCACUUGUUUUUUCACACCAGAAUAUGCAGACAUGUAUUAUUUACAUCUUUUACGUCGAAGUUUGCCAAAGUCAAACAGAUUUCUGCCGUAUUGAAAUUUGACUGAGGGAAAUGCACCUAAAGCCAUAGACCAAAAGCUUCAGUCUCUGUACAUCGGUUGUUCCGCUGAACUUUGUUGGCUACGCUCGUCGAUACAUAUAUAUAUAUAUGUCAGAUGUUGUUAAAUAAAUCCCCAGAAACGGUUAUUCCUGUCUACUACCGUAGAGCCAACACUUUGCUUCUAGGCUAGGCCCAUGAAUUAUGAACUAUCAUUGUUUUGAAAAUAUGUAAAAUUGCAGUUGGUUUGCUGUAAUGCUGAAGACACAUAAUGAACAUUGAUGACAAGACUCGAGAACAUGUGUGUGAGAUGGAUGGGAGGGGGGGUGUGCACAACCUUUUUUUUAAAUGAACAUUUCAGCUCAAUUGAAAAUCCUUAUCAUUUCAUCAUGUCUUUUGAAUGCCAAUACUGGGGGCUUAUGGUUACUUUUUAUCAAAUCUGGGUUUCCUUAUUUUUAAAAUGUCCACUUUAUAUCUUAUGCAGGCUAGUCUGUCUACGUUGAAUGUUAGGAUCCAUGGAGAUCUAUUUGAUAUUUAGGUCAAGUUUGACAUGUAUAAUGCAUGACUUUCAAUGUUCGGGGGACCGUUUCAUCAACAUUUUUGUCCGACAAGUUGUCAGAUCUGACAUCUUUCCUUGAUUCUGAUUGGCUGAGAGGCACUGUUACUAUAGUAACUGUCGGAUAAAAUGGGACAAGUCCUUUCAUGAAACGCUCCCCUGGACUUACACUUGGCCUACUGUUCCACCUAAGCAAAUCUAACUGUAUCUUAUUUAUAAGUUUAUAAGCUUUAGUACACUUAAAGGCAAAAGACAGUAGUUGCAGCAAACAUUUUUUUCAUGAAAAAGUCUUUGAAAUCAAGGUUAAUUUUCAAAAUAUUAUCAUACAUCUAGAUCUGGUACAUUACUGUAAACUUACCUUUGUAAAAUCAUGAAAUCUUAGCUCAAAAUCGAUAAUUCUGAUGAUCCCUUACACAGAAAAGCGUGUGUGGGACAUUGCAUUAAUAUUGCUUUGAAAAAUACCCAACAUUCAAUGGAAUUCCGUGCUUAUUUUGCUCAUUUCUCAGCAAUUAACGCAUUUUCUUCCAGAGCCAUUUGGCAACUAUUUAUUAUUUAUACAUACAAACACUUAGGUGGUAAUUUCAUUGGAUUCUGUUCAAACUAAUUUUGAGAUCAUUUUCACAAUUAAUGAUGAAAGCGUUUUAAUAAUGAAUGUUAUCGUUAUUAACAAAUGCUGAUCCCCAGAUUGAUGAUAGAAUUUGUAGGUAUGGUAAUGGAGAAUUGGCACUGCAUUAAAAACAUAAUCUCCUGUUAUUUUGAUGAAAAUUUAUCCUCUUUUAAGCUGUGCCAGACUACCUCUGGUAUUUAUUGAAUUUCCAAUGAGACUUACCAACUAUGUUUUACAUCUGAUAGUCACUGGUCAGUCUUUUAAUACCACCUUCGAUAAAUUCAUUAUUAAUGCACCGGCAUAUACAAUUUACUAGAUUUAAGUAUGAUUAUCUUUUUUUUAAACUGAAUUUUGGUGCAUAUAUUUCUUUACUACGUAACAUGUCGAAUUGGAAUGUGAUGAGGAUACAGCAGUUUGUUGCUUGAUGAAGUGAUUUUGUGGAUCACUUUAAAAUGGAUAUGUUAAUAAAUUUGGUUGCCAUUACA
Messenger RNA from Lytechinus pictus (painted urchin), 9660 nucleotides. RefSeq names its product cullin-associated NEDD8-dissociated protein 1-like. Gene Ontology annotation, cellular component: nucleus. The record is from RefSeq and is a predicted model, not a curated record. Gene Ontology annotation, biological process: SCF complex assembly; protein ubiquitination. The coding region runs from base 146 to 3871 and encodes 1241 amino acids. NCBI's taxonomy places the organism in Eukaryota, Metazoa, Echinodermata, Echinoidea, Temnopleuroida, Toxopneustidae. The transcript has 34 exons.